Achroia grisella is the source of this 1490-nucleotide messenger RNA. Its product is annotated as leucine-rich repeat protein soc-2. The record is from RefSeq and is a predicted model, not a curated record. The transcript is spliced from 6 exons. Bases 98 to 1249 code for a protein of 383 amino acids. NCBI's taxonomy places the organism in Eukaryota, Metazoa, Arthropoda, Insecta, Lepidoptera, Pyralidae. Gene Ontology annotation, molecular function: protein binding.
AACUGACAUCAGUCUUGUUGUCCUGUCAUUGGUGUCACCCUGUCUUGUUUUUGUAUCAAACAAAAUUCUUGUAAAUGUUACGAAUAAUAGAAUAAAAAUGAGUGCAAUAUUAAAAUUUAUCCGUGAAAAUCAUCUGUUAGCUGUAAUAGAAGAUGCCAUUGUUAAGAAAAAAACAAAAUUAAGUCUCAAUACGUUUGAAAUCACCGAAAUUCCAGCCCUUCUUUGCACUUGUUUGGAGGUGCAACAUCUUUAUUUGCAUAAAAAUAAAAUAACAACUCUGCCAAUCCAAAUAACUCAACUCAUCAACUUAACAACUCUAACUCUCGAUUAUAACAAUUUAAAUUCAUUGCCACCUGAAAUUGGUAGCUUAAAAAACCUUGUGAAUCUUAACAUAAGCCACAAUCCGUUGAAAGUGUUAAUACCUGAAAUAUUUGAACUUGAAAACUUAGAAGCGUUGUGGUGUAAUAGAAUAGAGUUGAAGGAAUUGCCUUAUGAAAUUAAAAAGUUGAUGAAACUUGAUACUUUUGGCGCGAGAAAAAAUGAACUUACGACUAUACCUGGCGAAUUGACCGCACUGCCAUUUUUAAGAUGGCUAACACUGGACACUAACCAUAUAGAUACAUUGCCAAAUACAAUGGACUGGAUGGAGUCCCUUGUACAUUUGAACCUUUCCAACAAUAGACUCAGGGAGUGUCCGAUGUCUGCCCUCAAGUGCCGUAAUCUGAUGUACUUACUGCUCAACAAUAAUGAGAUAUCAAGCUUUCCAUCGGAUGCAGUCUUCUUGUCUGCAUUAGAAAUAAUAGAUUUACGGUCUAAUCCAAUAUGUCAACAGCCGUACAUAGAACAUCCCUUGAUACGAUACACGGACGAACGUAUGCCGGACGACCUGCGAGUCGUGCCUGUGUCGCUGGAGCCUUCGUCCUCGCACGAGGGUUCGUUAACCCCGCAGGUGGGGCCGCUGCCCUUUCAACUGGACCCUCAUACGAUAGCUAUCAACGCCACUACAUUGCGUCCGGUCCCCAUUCCUACGAUGAGGCAUGACGAGCAUGAUCCUCUCGUUAUGGCGGAUGUCGACGCAUCGCCAAUAGACAUCGACGGAUCAUCAAUCGACUCAUCAGAAGAUUGGGAGCACAGUGUGAACAGUUCAGACCUAGAUGUGCAUUACAGGAGCGAAGACGAGAGAAUUGAGAAUGAGGCCGUCGGCAUGGUGUUGCCAACACUAUCGCGGUAUGCUUCCACGGCGAGCUAAAUUAUUUCAUCGGUGAGUAGGUAGGAAACAUUUUAAUCCGAAUUUAAUGUAUAAAAAGGUAUUGCUACUCUAAAAAAUGUAAAAAAGAAUGUUUUGAACUUCUUAUAAAUAAAUUGUACUCAUUACAUAAACGGGAUAUUUUCAGUGAUAACAUUAUUUAUAAGCUUAAAAAAUACGGCUACUACAUAUAUAUUUCUAUAUUGAUUUUUUAUACACGUAUCUUUACAUAGUAUAAAACAAA